Coniosporium apollinis CBS 100218 is the source of this 765-nucleotide messenger RNA. RefSeq lists its product as uncharacterized. Lineage: Eukaryota; Fungi; Ascomycota; Dothideomycetes. Gene Ontology annotation, biological process: translation. The transcript is spliced from 2 exons. Gene Ontology annotation, molecular function: rRNA binding; structural constituent of ribosome. The record is from RefSeq and is a predicted model, not a curated record. The coding region runs from base 1 to 765 and encodes 254 amino acids. Gene Ontology annotation, cellular component: ribosome; mitochondrial large ribosomal subunit.
AUGAUCUGCACGGCUUCACGGCGCUGCUUGCAGAGUACUGCUGUGCCUCUAUCUGUACCCUGUGCCACCAUACCCGCAUUCCUCCUACCCGCCUUCCAGCAACCACCCACCUCGCGCUCCUUCAGCUCCUCGCAACCAUGUCGCUCCAAGAUCGGCAAAUCACCGCUCUCCAUACCGCCAAACGUCACCUUCACGGUCACUGAGGCGCCUCGAACGAAGGGCGGCCGUAUAAGCAGGACGCAGGGCAUGUCCACAGCCCACAUAAUAGGGCCCCUAGGCGAAAUGUCCAUGCCCAUUCCGCCUUUCAUCGCCAUACAAAGAGACACCCCUACCAGUGCUCCAACCCUCUCCGUCCUCGACGCCGAAGAGCGACACCAACGCGAAAUGUGGGGCACCGUACGCGCCUAUCUCGCAAAUCACAUCCUGGGCGUCAGCGAAGGCCACACAGCCAUCCUGCGUCUCGUCGGUGUCGGGUACCGCGCGACAGUCGAGCCUACAGCCACGACCGUCAAGUCAGAAUACCCGGGCCAGCAGUUUGUGAAUCUGAAGGUGGGAUACUCGCAUCCAGUGGAGCUGGGAGUGCCGAAGGGGGUGAAGGCGAGCACGCCACAGCCGACUAGAAUAUUGUUGGAGGGAGUGGAGAAGGAGGUGGUAAUGCAGUUUGCGGCAAAGAUUAGGGCGUGGCGGAAGCCGGAACCAUACAAGGGCAAGGGCAUCUUUGUGAAUGGAGAAAGUAUCAAGCUUAAGAACAAGAAAAUCAAGUAG